This is a messenger RNA of Medicago truncatula (barrel medic), 1441 nucleotides long. RefSeq names its product RING-H2 finger protein ATL2. Gene Ontology annotation, molecular function: transferase activity. Gene Ontology annotation, biological process: protein ubiquitination. The record is from RefSeq and is a predicted model, not a curated record. The coding region runs from base 294 to 1112 and encodes 272 amino acids. Lineage: Eukaryota; Viridiplantae; Streptophyta; Magnoliopsida; Fabales; Fabaceae. The transcript has a single exon.
AACCAUACAAACCAAAACUUAACGUGGUUGUAAAUUCGAACUCCACUUGGAAAGAAAGGGUAAAAAUGAAAUUUUAUUAAAACCGCGUCAACAGUAAAAUGAUCCUCUGUUCCCAAAACCUUGUAAAAAGGAUUAAGAAACUGAUGAAAGUACAGUAACAGUAGCUUCAGCUUCACAAAUAAAUAAAUAAACCGAAACCUACUCACUCCAACCAACCAAACCAAUAAUCGAAGUAACCUUCCCAUUCUCAAUUCCAACAACAUUUUACUGUGCCAUUCAUUUAUUCUACUCAGAUGAAUUCGAACAUGGAUAAUGAAAGAGAAAUCGAAAACAAUUAUGCCCUCAGCGGCAAGAUAAUGCUAACCGCCAUUAUCAUUCUCUUCGCCGUUAUCAUAAUAAUGCUCUGUCUCCAUUUUCUAAUUCGAUACUACCUUCUACGUGAUCGCACACGUCAACACCUCCGUCGUCAACCUUUCAUCUUUUACGUGGACCCGUCCGCCCCUGCUUCACUGACACUCGCCGUCUCUCGGGGCCUUGAUGCCUCCGUGAUCUCGUCGCUCCCAGUUUUCAAUUUUUCCUCCAACACGGAUCAAGCGGUGGAAUGCGCUGUUUGUUUAUCGGAGUUUGAAGAUGGAGAAACAGGUCGGGUUUUACCCAAAUGUAAUCAUAGUUUUCAUAUUGAUUGUAUUGAUAUGUGGUUUCAGUCUCAUUCUACAUGUCCGCUUUGUAGAGCGCCCGUGGAGGCUGCGCCGGUUCAAGCGACCAGACAAGAAGUGACAAUUGAUAUGUGUGAACCGGAAUUGGUUUUGGGUUCGAGUUCUGGUGAAGAAAUGAACCGGUCUGUAUCGGAAUUUUCUUCUUCUUGUUCUUCCUCAUGUUCUGAUGAGAAGCAAUCUUCAUCGGUUGACAUUACCGUUGAGAUUCCGAGAAGGAGUGAAUCCGAUUGCAAGAGUUUUGCUGUGGGAGAGUCGAGUUGUGAUUCACCAUCAUCGUUUCGGUCACCAAUGAGUCGUGUUUUGUCGUUCACGAGAAUCCUUAGCAGAGAGAGGAAACCAAGCAUUUCUCCGUCGUUGGAUUGUGCAGAACGAGGUGAAAGGGAGGAGACUCGGUGAGUUGAUUGAUGACUUAAGUGCAUGAAUGUUGCAACACAAAUUACAAUGUCAACGGGGAGGGAUGACGAUCAUCAUUUGCCAUGCUCAAACAUCGCUACUGUCUCGUCAUAAUUGAACCGAGGAAGGUAGCAAUAUUCGAGUGACAUGGCAUGCAGUUAAGCCAAAGACGAUGGUCAUUUCUUGAUGUAUAAAUGAAUAGUUAAAUCGUUUUUGCAAAUUUGGAGUUCUGUUCUUUACCUACAUUAGAUAAGUCAUAGAAGAUGAACUCAAGAUAUAAGAUUGUUUAUGUGAAUCUCUUAAAAUACAUUACUUUGAGGCAAUUCAUUCAA